AUGCGUACGAUUGCUGGCGGUUCAGCAGUACAUGAGUUGUGUAAGCCACACACAAGCGAAGACGAAGAAUAUUCGGAAAAUCUUCCCUUUCUGCACCACCUACGCGACCCACCCCCACCACGUCAUGACGAACCCAAUCAGCGGCGGGUGCCAACUCCAAUCAAAAGAUCGAGGAAGAAAGAAAAACUGGAAAAGAUUCUUGCUGAACAGGAAGAAGAUGAAGAGGUGGAUGAAGUGGACGAUAUAGUCGAUCCGCCGUUAAAUAUCCCUAGGGGUGUGCCUGACCCGUAUUACCCUAUCUACUUACCUAUUGAUCAGGAGUUUAAAACGAAGUAUCUGUUCCAUUUUAAAAGGGGCAAAACGGUUCAGGAACGAACUUAUUUGUUUCUGGAACAUCCCGGAGGGUGGUUUUGUUUUAUCUAUCAUUUUUCAGUGGUAUAG
Molecule: messenger RNA, 441 nt
Organism: Diabrotica balteata
Lineage: Eukaryota; Metazoa; Arthropoda; Insecta; Coleoptera; Chrysomelidae
Source: the annotation of a GenBank genome assembly